UGUAUCUUAAUUAUAUAAUUAAUUUGUGCUUAUAUAGUUCAAAUUUGAAUAACAAUAUUUCUAUUGAAUGUACAAUUUUAAUUAAAUUAAUAAAAUACCACAAAUUUAAAAAUGUCUGACAUAAAUGAUAAUAAAGAUGAUAUUUCAUCCAGCAAUAUUGUUAAUGAAAAUUCACAUUCAAAAAUUAAUACUACAGAUAAGAAUACUACUAACCAGUUCCAAGAAUCUUUAACUCUUUCUCUUUUACAACAAAAUAUUAGUGAAGUGAAUUUGGAAGAAUCUCAAUCUAAAUGUUUAAGAACUGCAGGUGAACAACUUAAACAACACUUAAAUAGUAGUUCUGGAUUUUCUAAUUUUGAUGAAUAUAAUUCUCAUAUUGUACCACCAAGAAAAAUAUUGGGAAAUAUUCAACAUAACAUCAUUCCAUCACCUAUAGAUAACACUGAACCAUCAUUAACUAGUAAUGUUAUAAACAACCAAAAUUAUUCGACAGUUACGGAAACAUCUAAUGUGGUUUUAAAUAAACCAUUUAAAACCAUGAGUGCUCCAGAAAAUAUAUCUACAUCACAAACAGAAGAUUUAUUACUAUAUACUUAUGAACCUAUAAAAUGGCAUUGGUUCUAUUGCAAGUAUGCUGUUAAAAAUAAAUGGGUUCCAUUUAGUCAAAAAGAUUCUGAUGCAAUCGAAAAAGCUUUUAUUUUAAAUGAUCAAUGUAAUGAAUCAGUUAUAGCAACAGAUGGUAGUCGAUUUGAUGUUUACUUAAAUCAAAGAAUUCGUAAACCAGUUUAUUGGUCUGAUAAUACAACUAAUGUACGACGUUGUUCUUGGUUCCUUCGUAAUAGCAAUGGAUCUAAUUUUAUUCCUUACGAUGAAGUCACAGCUACUCUUUUAGAGGAAGAAUACAAAAUAGCUUGGGAAAGUAAUGAAUGGGGACGUAGAGUUCCAGUUGGUAAUUACGAAGAAGUAGUUUUUCAUAGUCCUACAGCUAUAAUCCAUAAUGGAGUAUCUAUAACACUUUUAAACAAUAGCGAAGAAACUCAAAGUUAUCAAAUGGAUCAAGCAGCAAAUAUAUCUUCAUUAAAACAAUGCAUAGUCAAACGAGGGUUUGAAGAAUUUGUUAUUCCUAGUGAUGAACCAUCAAAAGUAGAUCAUUUAUUAUUUAUUGUACACGGAAUUGGGUCAUACUGUGAUUUAAAAAUGAGACCAAUUUAUGAAGUUGUGGACGAUUUUCGAAGUUUAGCUCUUCAGUUAACACAAUCACAUUUUAAAACAUCGUGCCAAUCAGAAAAAAUUGGUAGAAUUGAAGUAUUACCAGUUUCAUGGCAUUUAGCUCUGCAUAGUGAAGAUAUUGAUUGUAAGCUUAAAAGAAUCACAUUGCCAUCAAUUCCACGUCUCAGGAACUUUAGCAAUGACACUAUAUUGGAUGUUUUGUUUUAUACAAGUCCCACAUUUUGUCAAACUAUAAUAAAUGCUGUUGGAAAUGAAAUGAAUCGAAUGUAUAGUCAGUAUCUAUUAAGAAAUCCAAAUUUUAACGGACAUGUUUCAAUAGGUGGUCAUAGUCUUGGAUCUUUAAUUUCAUUUGAUUUACUUUGUAAUCAGCAACCACCAAGUCCAACAAAACAAACUGAGUCAUCAGUGGCAUCGGUUGUUCAAGAGCAAAAAGCUAAAUUAAGCCGUGGUGCAUCAUAUGUAACAUUAGGGAAAGCGGGUACUGGACAACCGUAUAUCACAUAUCCACAGCUAAAAUUCCAACUUGAUUACUUUUUUGGUUUUGGCUCACCUAUUGGUAUGUUUGUAACAGUACGAGGUAUUGAAAGUUUAGGAGAAAAUUUUAAGUUUCCAACUUGUCCAGGAUUUCUUAAUAUUUUUCAUCCGUAUGACCCAGUAGCCUACCGUAUUGAACCAUUAAUUAAUACGGCUUUUGAAAAUAUACCUCCUUUCCAAGUACCACAUCACAAAGGGCGCAAAAGGAUGCAUUUAGAACUAAAAGAUACUAUGGCACAUGUGGGAGCUGCUUUAAAAACACAUCUUGUAAAUUCUGUAAAAAAUACGUGGAAUACAGUUUAUCAAUUGGCUAUGUUUUCUAAAGCAACUUCAGGUCGUUCAAUAGAAUAUGACUCUAGGAUAAAAUUAGAUCAGAAAUCACAAACUCAACAAGCAGAUUCUACAAGUAACUCAAAGGCAUUUCAAAGAACUUCUGAAUACCUUAACAUUAAACCCGGUAUUCUUAAUAAAGGAAAUAGAGUAGAUUGUGUUUUACAAGAAGCACCAAUUGAAAGUUUCAAUGAAUACUUAUUUGCUGUAGGCAGUCACUUAUGUUAUUGGGAAUCCGAAGACACUAUUUUGUUAGUCUUAAAGGAAAUUUAUUCAAUACAGGGAGUAUCGCCUGAUAAUCAAAUUCAACAUGCAAUACUACCAUUUGACAUUCACGAUAGUGACAAUUCUGAUUAUCCAACUAGUAUGCAAUUCGAGGAACCACCAGGAUUUAACAUGUCUUUUGGAUCAUUAUCAUCACUUUAUGAUGAUAAGUGUUAAGUAUAAUAGUUAUUGGAAAUAACUUACAAAAUAAUUUUAGGAAUGUUAUAUUUUAUGUAAAAAUUAGAUUAAUUGAAAGGUGUUUUCUUUACUGUGAUAUUUAAUAUUUAUUAGUUUAUUGUGUUUAUUUAAAAUAGAUGACAAUAUUAAAAAUGUAUUAACAUGUUCAAUAAAAAUAAAAAUAAAUAAUUGUAGAGUUUUA
Messenger RNA from Rhopalosiphum maidis (corn leaf aphid), 2737 nucleotides. RefSeq names its product phospholipase DDHD2-like. The transcript has 14 exons. The coding region runs from base 112 to 2535 and encodes 807 amino acids. NCBI's taxonomy places the organism in Eukaryota, Metazoa, Arthropoda, Insecta, Hemiptera, Aphididae. Gene Ontology annotation, cellular component: COPII-coated ER to Golgi transport vesicle. The record is from RefSeq and is a predicted model, not a curated record. Gene Ontology annotation, molecular function: metal ion binding.